AUGACAGAAGAGGAGAGGGAAUUAGAAAGACGUGCUGUAGAGGAGCUCCUGAGGGAGACUGACAGGGCUCGGGUGAGAGCCGAGACGAUGGGCCCUGCGGGAUGGUUAAAAUGUCCUUUGCGAGGCACCAACAAGCGCUUCCUCCUCAAUACACUUCGCUCUACGGAACUUCAGCGGCGUCCCGGGGAGCCCAAAUCUGGACACGUGUCUCACACCACGAGGCGGGAUUCCCCCAGGCGGAGAAGCCGCAGCCGGUCGCCCCCCAACAGACGGGACGGCGGAUAUAAACGUCACCGUGAGAACGGCUACAGUAGCGAAACCAAGAAGCGGGACCGCGAGCGGGAGAGGAGUCGCGGAAGCAAAGGCGAGAGGGACAAAGCGGCGGAGAAAGACAGACGGAAAUCCAAGGUCAUGGGUGAGCUGGAGCCUAUCACAGCUGACUUUGACGGAGAAGGAAGAUACAACCUGGAUUGGUCACCAGACAAACCAUCAUAG
This is a messenger RNA of Nerophis lumbriciformis (worm pipefish), 495 nucleotides long. The record is from RefSeq and is a predicted model, not a curated record. NCBI's taxonomy places the organism in Eukaryota, Metazoa, Chordata, Actinopteri, Syngnathiformes, Syngnathidae.